AAGUUUAAUUCUUCCCGGAGUGAGUUCGAAUUGUAUUUUAAACGCCGGGGAACAGAGCAACAUGGGGGCACGCGUAACACGGGCGUUUAGGAAUUUUAACUUGGAAAACCGGGCUCACCGAGAAAUCGGAAAGGCAAAACCUCUUGUUGCCCCCCGACAUCCUUCGCACAAGGAUACGACAGAACAAACACCCGAGAUUGAUAAAUCCAUCCAUAAGAAAGAUGACCCAUUACUGUCCUUGCUGAAGUCGGUAUACGUGGAGUCAAAGGACCCUCCUGCGCAGGUCAUGAAACAGUCGCAAGCAGAGACCUUGGAGGAUGAAGAACGCAGACCAUUGAAAUUCAGUCUGCCUGGGGACCCCUAUGGCAUGUUGGACAUCACAGAUGUCCCAAAAGGCAAACUAUCAAUUGUAGAGGCUCUCACAGCUCUCAACAACCACAAGCAAUCUCCAAAAUCAUGGACCCCUGAGAGGAUCGCCCAGGAGUACUCUUUGGACUUAAAAGACACAAAAGCACUUCUAGAAUUUUUUGUCCCCUUCAAUGUCAAAAUUAAACCCCCAAAGACGGAGGAGCCCAAACAGAUUAAAGCCACCUGACGUCGGCAUCUAGUUUUACCUGACAUGAUGGACUGCAUCAGGCUUUUGUGUAUACACAUUUUUGUGUGAAUGAAUAUAUUUCUGAUGAAUGUGCAUUUUUUUAGAUCUGUUUUUAGAUCUUUACAUUGCCAAGAUAAUUCAAAUGGUCAUCGUGAAGAAAGAUAUGGAAAAACAUAUUUAUUGAUUUCUAUAUUUUGAAUAUUAAAAUAUUUAAACAUUAUCUUAUA
Messenger RNA from Anguilla anguilla (European eel), 822 nucleotides. It is a transcript of the gene ndufaf4, whose product is annotated as NADH:ubiquinone oxidoreductase complex assembly factor 4. Bases 62 to 595 code for a protein of 177 amino acids. Lineage: Eukaryota; Metazoa; Chordata; Actinopteri; Anguilliformes; Anguillidae. The transcript has 3 exons. The record is from RefSeq and is a predicted model, not a curated record. Gene Ontology annotation, cellular component: mitochondrion. Gene Ontology annotation, biological process: mitochondrial respiratory chain complex I assembly.